AUGGAAAACUGGAAAUCAAGAAUUCCAUUCCAUGCCCGCUAGAAAGAAAUGAGAAAUCGAAGGUUUGUCCAGAUGGCUACGAGCGACGAAGACGAGGACACUCCGUCACAGCACCGGACUCGGUCGACGGAGAAAUCGGAGGACUCUGGCGCGGCGGCUGAAGAGAAUUCGCCUUGCGGACGAAGAUGAAGACGAGGCGGUAGAAGAGAAAGACAAGGGAGGGAAGCGGAGGAAGAAAGGGAAGGAGGAAGAGGUCGAAGAAGAAGAGCCCGAGGAAGAGGAUGAGGAAGAAGUAGUUCAGGAGGACGCGAAGCCUGUAGGCGAAUCUGUGAAGGUUACUGGGAAGGGGGAAAACCGCCGAACUCACUACAAGGGCUUUGAAUUCGACGGCAUUCAAUAUGAGCUAGUGAGGAGAGGAUCCAGUACUUUUGACUCCGGAGGACCAGGACCAGAAACCUUACGUUGCAAUCAUCAAGGAUAUCACUCAGACAAAAGAGGGCACUAUGAUGAUCACUGGGCAAUGAUUUUAUCGGCCAUACGAGGCUGAGAAAAGAGGAGGCGGAAACUGGAUAUCAUCUGAUACCCGGGAGCUGUUUUAUAGUUUCCAUCUUGACGAGGUUCCUGCAGAGUCUGUACUGCACAAGUGUGUCGCGCAUUUCAUUCCUGUCCACAAGCAGAUUCCUAAUCGAAAGCAGGAUCCUGGUUUCAUUGUACAGAAAGUUUAUGACACAGAUAAUAAGAAGCUGUGGCAUCUAACUGAUAAGGAUUAUGAAGAUGAUAAGCAGCAUGAGAUUGAUAUUCUUGUCCAAAAGACUCUCUCACGUCUAGUAGAUCUUCCAGACAUUGAGGUGGAUGAUGCUACCGCUGCGCCUUCUGGUGAGCCUGAAGACCAGUCAAAGGUUAAAAGAAGCGUGAGGAAAAGGAACAUUUCACCUGUUGAUAUUUCAAGAGAGGAAGAGACAAUUUUGGCAAGGGAUGGUCUGAGAGCCGAGACACCAGGAAGCUGCACAAGCAAUUCUGAAUUCUAUGCUAUCCUGGUGAAGUUUAAUGCAUUGACUGGAGACACCCACCGUGACAGGUGUUUGGAGAAGCUGUUACAGAGUGUUCAGUAUGCUUGCAGCUCCUCCACUGGUGGUGGUACAGAUGACAGUGUUAAAGAGAAACCUGGUUCAAAUGGGCAGACUAGUGCAAAGGAGGAUAAGCCCCAGGAAACUGAAAAUGAUAGUACCCAACAGAAAAACCCAAAGGAUGACAAGUCAUUCCCCUGGCCAGAUGCUGCUGUUCCUGCUGUCAGUACUCUUGAGCGGGUCACACACGAGACUCUUUCUGCUGAUAAGUACAACCAGAAGUUAAGACAACUUGUGUUCAAUCUCAAGGUCAGUCUAUCUAUCAUGUUUUACAUGCAUAGUUGGAACCUUCCAAAAUACUGGUCAUGUCACCGAAUGAGUUAAAGGAAGGGUCAACUGCGGAGGAAAGAAAGACCAACGAGCCUGAAGAAUCUGUGCGCAUGCAGAUGACUGAUGCUCGUUGCGGGAGGUGCAAUGAGUCCAAAGUGGGUAUAAGGGACAUCAUUCAAGCAGGACACGAAGACCGCUAUCAGCUUGAGUGCAUUGGCUGCGGCAACUCCUGGUAUGCAUCUAGGGACGAAGCAUCCAUGUUGACAAUAGAUGGUCCGACUACCUCGAAAACAGUAGGGAUUGCACCAUUGGCGACCGCAAAGUUUGAAGAAGUAGAAAAGCUGUUGAGUCCUCGGGAAUCAGACAAGGCAACUGCAGUAGACUUGUCGAAGAAACUUGCAAAUGAGCCGCCGGCACACGUACCACCUGUGCUCGAAACCCAGAACUCGAUCGGCAAGUCCAAGGUACAUGAUGAGAAUCAUGGAGGCGCCGUCUCGAAGAAGGAUCAUCCUCAGACGAAGUAGGCCGGUGGGUUAGGGGGUUGUACAGAAGCAGAAUGGACAGAGUUAGUUGUAUAUGUUGAGUCUGGAAAUGGGGUUAAUGCAGGUGAUGAAAUAGUAAGAACUAAGAAGUAGGGUUUAGACUAGCAUUUCGAGAAUGUAGUUUGCUAAUGUAACAUUGAGGGGUUGAUUCAGCGUCUUUUUGUUAUGGUCGCAUCUU
This is a messenger RNA of Linum tenue, 2117 nucleotides long. The record is from the annotation of a GenBank genome assembly. Lineage: Eukaryota; Viridiplantae; Streptophyta; Magnoliopsida; Malpighiales; Linaceae.